Clavispora lusitaniae ATCC 42720 is the source of this 411-nucleotide messenger RNA. It is a transcript of the gene HHT21, whose product is annotated as Hht21p. NCBI's taxonomy places the organism in Eukaryota, Fungi, Ascomycota, Pichiomycetes, Serinales, Metschnikowiaceae. Gene Ontology annotation, biological process: rRNA transcription. Gene Ontology annotation, molecular function: DNA binding; structural constituent of chromatin; protein heterodimerization activity. Gene Ontology annotation, cellular component: nucleosome; nucleus. The record is from RefSeq and is a predicted model, not a curated record.
AUGGCUAGAACCAAGCAAACCGCAAGAAAGUCCACUGGUGGCAAGGCCCCAAGAAAGCAAUUGGCUUCCAAAGCCGCUAGAAAGUCUGCUCCAUCUACCGGUGGUGUCAAGAAGCCUCACAGAUAUAAGCCAGGUACCGUUGCCUUGAGAGAAAUCAGAAGAUUCCAAAAGUCCACUGAGCUUUUGAUCAGAAAGUUGCCUUUCCAAAGAUUGGUUAGAGAAAUCGCCCAAGACUUCAAGACCGACUUGAGAUUCCAAUCCUCUGCCAUUGGUGCUUUGCAGGAAUCCGUCGAAGCUUACUUGGUUUCCUUGUUUGAAGACACUAACUUGUGUGCUAUCCACGCCAAGAGAGUCACCAUUCAAAAGAAGGACAUCCAAUUGGCCAGAAGAUUGAGAGGUGAGAGAUCUUAG